Molecule: messenger RNA, 1236 nt
Organism: Tetranychus urticae (two-spotted spider mite)
Lineage: Eukaryota; Metazoa; Arthropoda; Arachnida; Trombidiformes; Tetranychidae
Gene: IFT43
Product: intraflagellar transport 43
Biological process (GO): intraciliary retrograde transport
Cellular component (GO): cilium; intraciliary transport particle A
Source: RefSeq, a predicted model, not a curated record
AAAGAUAACAUAACUAAAGAAACAUUUAGGUCAACUGUAUAGAGGUAAGGUUUGUUAAGGUAACGGUUGUAUCCUAGGCUACCUGUUCGUCACCUCAAAAUUAUAAACAAAUGUUUUCUCUAAUUAAGUCUCUCUAUUUACAGUUGAAUUAUGUUUCUUUCAAAUGCAUCAGAAAAAAAUCAUAAACAAACUACUUCGAUGAUGAAUAAUACAAAUCAUAUAAAUCGUGAUCAUUUUGCAAUCGGUGGACUAGAAGAUGAUCUGAUAAACUCGGACCUAGAAUCAUUCAGUUUGUCACCAAAAUCCCGGAGUGAAACUCGUCAAACCAGACGAAAUGCUGAAUCUACCAUUGAACUACCAAAUGACAUUAUGGCAUCUGAUAAUCCUCUUACCCACAUAUUUGGAGAUGGUUCAAAUGAAAUGACACGAGUUGAUGGACGGAGAAGGCGAGGAUCUCUUUUUGAAGAUGACCAAACAGAUGAUUUCAGAUCAUCUCGUAUCUUCUCUGUCAAGGCAUCUGUCAAUCGACCUCGUGAAUUGGAAUCAGAUGAAAACGAGACAAUUCCAUUUAUUCCAGAUAUUGAUGAGCUUGAUGAUCCAAUAAGCAAAGGGCCUCAAGAUUUUGUUGACAAUUUUGUUGUCAACAAAUUAAUAAGCCUACAAGAGCUGGAAAAGGAUAUAAUUAAACAUCAAGCCUUUUCAAAUCUUUGUGGAGUCGAUUCGUCCAUAUUAUCAUCAAGACUGGUCUCACAGGGUCAAGUUAAAGAAGAUGAUGUUCCAUGGACCUGGGAUAGUUUGAUUUCUGAAGUUGCAUCUUACAUUGAAAGGAAAGAUGACGAGUAAUGAAGGAUCAAGUAAACGACAUAAACCAAUUUAGAUGAGAUUUUCAAAAAAUUAUAAUCUUACAAUGUUAGGAUAAAAAUGUCCGAAUUUCAAUUCCUAUAACUUGCCAUGACAUUCUGUGAAUGAUUUGGGAUAAUCUUUCGUAUUCAAGAUCAUCAGCAUCAACAAUUAUUCUGGAGCUAAUCUUUUUCUUGUGAAUGUAAACAUUUACAUUUCUCAAGUUAUAAGAUCUUUUUACAUGUUAUCGUUAUAUUGGUUAUUGUUGCACCAGUAAUAAGCGAGUUCCCACGAUUUGCUUCUUCAAAAUACAUUCAAUAACAAACAAUAUCAAACAACAAUACCAAAUACCGUGCAUAUUUUACAAAUCAUUAAAUGAUGAUCAAAAUUGAUAAA